AAUCAAUACGUGGCAUUACUUAUACCUUACAUUUAAAGUCAGUUUUUUGAAUAAAGUUGCUCUUACCUUAUAUAGAUAAAAGCAAAUGCAUACACCUUAUAAAUCUAAAAAGAAAUGCAAUACAUAAUAUAAGAUUGAUUAAUUAAUUGUGUGAAAAACAGAAGCAAUAUGGUGUUGAUUUUGAAGAUAUUUGCUGUAUUAGUAGCAAUCAUCCCUAAUGCUUAUAGUUUAAGCAGAGAUGAUUUCCCUUCUGAUUUUGUGUUUGGUGCUUCAACCUCUGCUUAUCAGGUUGAAGGUGCAGCAAAUGAAGAUGGCAGGAAACCAAGCAUAUGGGAUACCUUUUCUCAUAAUGGAAAUGCAAAUAUGUACGUGGGUGAUGGAGAUAUUGGAUGUGAUGGAUAUCACAAAUAUAAGGAAGAUGUGCAACUCAUGGCCAACAUGGGCUUAGAUGCUUAUAGAUUUUCAAUAUCAUGGUCAAGACUUAUUCCAGAUGGAAAAGGACCAAUUAAUCCCAGAGGACUACAAUACUACCACAACCUUAUAAAUGAACUGAUAAGUCAUGGAAUUCAACCACAUGUUACAAUGAACCAUUUCGAUCUACCACAAACACUUGAAGAUGAAUAUGGAGGAUGGGUUAGUAAAAGAAUUGUGAAAGAUUUCACAUCAUAUGUUGAUGUAUGCUUCAAAGAAUUUGGGGACAGAGUUAAGUAUUGGACCACAAUAAAUGAGGGUAAUGUGCAUGCAUUGUUUGGCUAUGAUGUUGGAAUCGUUCCACCUCAGAGGUGUUCUCCUUCCUUUGAAGCUAACUGCUCUAGGGGAAAUUCCUCAACUGAACCAUAUUUGGCAGCUCAUCAUAUGUUGUUAGCACAUGCAUCAGCUGCAAGAUUGUAUAGAAAUAAAUAUAAGGGCAUGCAACAUGGAUUUAUUGGGUUUAAUCUUCUUACUCUUGGUUUUGUUCCAAUGACAAAUAAUAGUGAAGAUAUAAUUGCCACUCAAAGGGCCAAAGACUUCACGAUCGGGUGGUUUCUAAAACCAUUAACAUAUGGUGAUUACCCUGAUAUAAUGAAAAAGAAUGCUGGUUCAAGGCUUCCUUACUUCACCAAAAAGGAAUCAAAUCUUGUUAAAGGCUCAAUUGACUUCUUAGGGAUAAACUUUUACACCUCAUAUUUGAUUAACAACAAUCCUCGCAGCAUGAGCUUGGAAGAUAGAGAUUACAUGCUUGAUAUUGCAGUGGGACUUACAAACCUUGAAAAUGAUUCUUCUAUAUACGAGUUUGAGAUUGCAACUACGAAUUUGCAAGGCGUGUUGGAUUUUUUGAAGAAUGAUUAUGGCAAUAUUUCAAUUUACAUACAUGAAAAUGGCCAAAAAAUAUUUCGUAAUUCAUCAUUGAAUGAUUGGUCUAGGAUGAAGUACUUGCAUGAAAUGAUUGGGAGCAUAGCUAAUGCACUAAGGGGCGGAUCAAAUAUAAAAGGUUAUUUUGUAUGGUCCUUCUUGGAUGUGCUCGAAAUACUAAGUGGAUAUGAACACAGUUUUGGACUAUACUAUAUAGAUUUGAAAGAUUCAAGCUUGAAGAGGCAACCUAAGCUCUCUGCUAAAUGGUACUCAAAUUUUCUGAAUAGGAAAUCUAUGGAUCCAAAGAUUACCAUGGAAAUUGAGAAUGAUGUGUCGCGGCCUAAAAUUUCGAGUGUUUCUCGAAUUCAAUGGAGUCGCCACCAAAAUUUAUUUUAAAAUAGGGAAAAUAUUGAGAAACCCUUAAAAUAGAAAGAAAAUGGUCCUUAAACCAAAUUUGAGUU
Molecule: messenger RNA, 1793 nt
Organism: Cicer arietinum (chickpea)
Lineage: Eukaryota; Viridiplantae; Streptophyta; Magnoliopsida; Fabales; Fabaceae
Product: beta-glucosidase 11-like
Biological process (GO): carbohydrate metabolic process
Molecular function (GO): beta-glucosidase activity
Source: RefSeq, a predicted model, not a curated record